Ceratitis capitata (Mediterranean fruit fly) is the source of this 2798-nucleotide messenger RNA. RefSeq names its product mucin-5AC. Gene Ontology annotation, molecular function: protein binding. The record is from RefSeq and is a predicted model, not a curated record. The transcript is spliced from 6 exons. NCBI's taxonomy places the organism in Eukaryota, Metazoa, Arthropoda, Insecta, Diptera, Tephritidae. Gene Ontology annotation, cellular component: nucleus. Bases 69 to 2591 code for a protein of 840 amino acids. Gene Ontology annotation, biological process: regulation of transcription by RNA polymerase II.
UACUACUUUUUAUGAGUUUUUAAACGUGAAUUUUGUAUGUGUGUGCGCGUGUGAAGCUCAUCUGGAUUAUGGAAAGUGUUAAUGCAACCGUCACAGCAGCUAAUUUUCGUCAACAACAGCAACAACAUCAACAAUUACAACAGCAUCAGCAGCUGCAACAACAUCAUCAAGAGCAACAGCAACAACAUGAACAUCAACAACAAUUCUGUUUGCGUUGGCAUAAUCAUCAGACCAGUCUCCUGAGCACACUGCCGAUUCUACUAGAUCAGUCACACCUCACCGAUGUCACCAUCUCUGCGGAGGGACGCACAUUGCGUGCGCAUCGAGUUGUGCUCAGCGCGUGCAGCACUUUCUUUCUGGAACUAUUUCGUACACUGGACACAGCUAAUCAUCCAAUUAUUAUUAUACCGGGUGCUUCAUUCGCCGCCAUUGUGGCGCUGCUCACUUUCAUGUACUCCGGUGAGGUGAAUGUCUACGAAGAGCAGAUACCAAUGCUGCUUAGCCUGGCGGAGACCUUGGGCAUUAAAGGUUUAGCAGAUGUGCAAAAUAAUUUACAGAAAACACACAGACGUGCACAGACGGCACCACCAGCACCGCCACCCCAAACGCAUGAUUUUCUGGAAACUCUGCGUAAAGAUGAGUCCGAUACCUCACCUUCGCCACCCUCACCACAUCCCACGGUGUCCACCAGCAUGGCACCACCUACGUUGCCGCCACCAUUAGCUUCAACUGUGCCACCACCGAACGCCCAACUACCUCUCCUCUCGGCAACCACAAUGCCAAGUGCAUUCAAUGCAUCACUGCUCGGCAAUAAGCUACCCACGCCACUGGAGAGCCUAUUUCUCAAGUCCUUGCAGUUCUAUCCGAACUUAUUGCCCCAGCCGCUAAACUUUUCACAAACUGCUUUGAAUAAAACCAGUGAACUUUUGGCAAAAUACCAACAACAAUGCAACAGUUUGUACCAAGAUGCGCUAGGCAUUUCGGUGAAGGACAAUCCGCCUACGUUUGGCGGCGAAGAAUACACGACAGCUACACAGCUCUGUGCGGGAGCUAUUGAUGACGGCGGCGGUGGUUACGGUGCUGCAAAGCGUUUCUGUUUGGGUGAAAAGCAGCGACAAUUAACUGGUUCACCUGGUCAGCCGCACAUAUCCCACCUUCCCUUCCCACAUCAGCCAACGAACUCCCCUUCACCCCAAGGCCAUAUGCCACACAUCUUGUCCCAUGCCCAAUCAAAUCUACAGCAACAAAAAGACAUUAAACGUAUUGACAAAAUUGUGGACAAUUUACGUAAGACACCGUUAAGUGGGGAGAGCGCACAAUCAACACAGCCCCAAAGACAAUCCCCGCAGCAGCAGCACCUACAGAGUCACCUCCAAACGCCUACAUUGAGUGUUAAGACCCCAUUAGGCAGCAACUAUGCACCCACUUUGCCAUCACCCCAUAUGAGUGGUAAUAAAGCGCCUUGGUCUAUCACGGCGGCUGCAACAGCUACGGCACAAAGUCAACUACAACAGCAACACCAUCAACAUGCUCUGUCUUAUUUGAGCGCGGAAGACCAGGUGGCCAAGCUGCAGCAACAAAUAGAUCAAUUUGCCAGCUGCAGCCGUAGUGCAGCAUCAACAGUGACUACCACAACAAGUGUUAGCGGCAAUGAGCCUAAAGCCCACCCGCAGGCCGAUACCAACUUAUUGUCGACAUUGGCGGAGAAACCAGCAACUGGCACAGCGUCAAGUUCAAAUGCGCCGAAUGCCAGUCCACAACCGAAGCCGCCGUCGAACUCUAAGUUGUAUGCGACGUGCUUCAUUUGUCACAAACAACUGAGCAACCAAUACAAUUUGCGUGUGCAUCUGGAGACACAUCAGAAUGUGCGCUAUGCAUGCAAUGUCUGCUCGCAUGUGUCGCGCAGCAAGGACGCAUUGCGCAAGCAUGUUUCCUACCGUCACCCAGGUGCACCAUCGCCCUGCGAAUCGGAGGCGCGUCGCAAACGUGCCACCAAAGCAGCACACGCCUCACCACCCGUCGUUACGGUCACCACACCAACAAGCUCGGUUGGCUCGGGCAGCGGCAACGUUACACCCACUUCACCAGCUGCAGCAGUCAGCGCGCCCUUUCAACUGAAUCCACUCAAUACUAUUGCCACAUCUGGUAGCACUACAGCGGCAACCACAAGCGGUAUUGGUGAUGCUGUCACGCCUACCAUGGACGCGGAAGCACAAAUGGCGGCAGCGGCACAAUUAAGUUCUGCAUAUAUGUUUCUACCGAAUCAAUUUCACUUAGCGGCGGCAGCAGCGGCUGCGGCGCAACAUCAACAACAGCAACAACAACAAAUACAAAAUGCUUUAGAUGCUUCAAAUGCGACAGCGUUAAGUUUUGCUGCUACUGCAGCCUCAUCUGUGCCAACAACAACAACCAUCGCACCGGCUGCAUCCAAUGGUGAAGAUGGCGGCGCUGGUUUGUCAGUGGUCAGCAUCAUGCACAUCAAACGCGAGCCAAGUCCAGCUACAGAUAGUCCGGGUGGCCGGCAACAAAGUGGCGCCAGCAAUAAUAGUUUGGGCGCUGGCGUUGAUUUAAGUCCCGCAAAUAUGCCGUAAUAUCAUCAUCAAUAACUUAGGCACAAUUUUUAUGAUUUUAAUACUAUCAAAAUUUUUAGUUAAAUAUUUAUUUGUAGUCUUCAAAGCGGCUAUUAGGUUUAUAAGUCCUUGAGACCAAUAGUUCACACAAUUUAUCCCAUCGUUAGUCCCGGCUGUGAUAAUUAGUCGAAACCGUUGAUUUUUUUUUAAUUAAUUUAAAUUUACCUU